This is a messenger RNA of Drosophila erecta, 1884 nucleotides long. RefSeq names its product UDP-glucuronosyltransferase 2A3 (gene Ugt35D1). Lineage: Eukaryota; Metazoa; Arthropoda; Insecta; Diptera; Drosophilidae. The coding region runs from base 298 to 1860 and encodes 520 amino acids. The transcript has 2 exons. The record is from RefSeq and is a predicted model, not a curated record. Gene Ontology annotation, molecular function: UDP-glycosyltransferase activity.
UAAAGAAAAAAGGCUAAUUCUUUGUUUUCCAUCCUAGGCUUUACACACAAAGGGACUGCCCUAAUUUCCGAGAUAACCAAUUGAAGUAAGAAAAAUGUCUCAAGCAGGGAUUCAGUGAUAAGCACUCUUCAAUGAUCUACUUUUCCACUGUUUGACAUUCUUUGUUGGAUUUGCUUAUCUUUUUGAAAAUUUGACAAUUAGAACUCACGGUUAACCUUAUCUUAAAUCAUUGGCGGUGCUGCAGACCGGUGCUAGUCUUCUAUUUCAGCUCGAAGGCAGAACUUGCCGACUGCAAUUAUGUGGCCAAACUUGCUGCUGAUGUGUCUGCUUCCUGGCUAUUUGGAAGGGGCUCGCAUCCUGGCAGUGUUCCCCUUACCAAGUCCGUCGCAUUACUUUUUCGCAUUACCCUAUCUUAAGAGUUUGGCCUCCCUGGGCCAUGAAAUAACCAGUGUAAGUCCGUAUCCACAAAGGGAGCCGUCUCAGAAUAUUCACGAUAUUCCAGUUCUGGAGGUUUUGGAAAACUUUAAUGAAAUACUUAGGAUUGCAUCUACGCCCAGGGGCACCUGGCAAAAAAGUGAUUUCAUUAACGAAUAUGUCCUGAAUCUUACAAAGACAGUGCUUAAUAAUGAGGGCGUGCGGUGCAAUAUUCUAGGCCCAGAGAAGCCUCAUUUCGAUCUUGUGGUAAUGGACCUUUGGCGAAUCGACGUUCUUAGUGGCCUGGCUGCCUAUUUUGAUGCCCCAAUCAUUGGAUUGGCUUCCUAUGGCACCGACUGGAAGAUUGACGAAUUGAUGGGCAACAUCUCACCGAUUUCGUACCUGCAAUCUCCCUCUCCUCGGUUUUACGAUUUGGGGGCUUAUGGACAGCGUUUGUCACAGUUUGUGGAACGAACUCUUUCUUAUAUCAACUAUAAAUGGCGACAUGUAAGAAAAGAGGAAGCUCUCUAUAGACAAUACUUCCCCAGUACCGCCAAGUGGAAAUCCUUGUCGGAGAUAUCCCGGAACUUUGCUUUGGUCCUUGUCAAUCACCACUUCACACUGGGUCCUCCGCGUCCCUAUGUUCCGAAUAUGAUCGAGGUGGGUGGUCUGCAUGUCAAUCCGGACCCAGAGGCUCUUCCCGCCGAACUGGACCACUUUAUCCAAGGCGCUGGUGAAUCGGGAGUGAUCUAUUUCUCACUUGGAACCAAUGUCAGAAGCAAAUCCCUAUCCGAGGAUCGCCGAAAAGUAUUACUCGAGACUUUUGCCAGCUUACCACAGCGAAUCCUUUGGAAAUUCGAGGACGAGCAGCUGCCAGGAAAACCAUCAAAUGUUUUCAUUAGUAAAUGGUUCUCGCAGCAGGCCAUCCUGGCCCACCCCAAUGUAAAACUCUUUAUAACCCACGGUGGGCUACUGAGCACCAUUGAGAGCAUUCAUCAUGGAAAGCCUAUGCUGGGUUUGCCCUGUCUCUUUGAUCAGUUUCGUAAUAUGGGUCAUGUCAAGCAAAUGGGUCUUGGUUUGGUUCUCAACAUAAAGGAAAUGACCAGUGAGGACUUUAAUUCGACCAUUAUACGGCUGCUGACGAAUAAGAGUUUCGAGGAAACCGCAAGGAUUACGGCUGCCAGAUAUCGGGAUCAACCAAUGAAGCCCCUGGAAAAAGCGAUCUGGUGGACCGAAUAUGUCCUGCGGCACAAGGGAGCUGCUCACAUGCAGGUGGCCGGCAAGGACUUGGAUUUCGUGAGAUACCACAGCCUGGAUGUCCUCGGCACCUUUUUGAUUGGCGCUUUAGGAUUCCUCGGAACUUUUACAUUUUUUAUCGUUAUGACCCUAAGGAAGUGUCCCUUACUAAAGAAGUAUAAGUAUGAGGCAAUCAAGAAGAUUCAGUAAAGUUCUUUUUGGUUACAAUGUUUA